UGUGUGUUUCUGUUAAAUUUAGAGAGGUUAUCGUGUACUCUUCUCUCCCUUAGGCAGUGGAUCUCUACUCUACAGGGACUACAGAGGGAACCAUCAGAACUGUUUUAACUGAAAGGCAAAACACAGAUCUGAUCAGCACUAUGGAUAAACAACUUACCUUCUUAAUCUCUCUGCAGCUUUGGAUAAGUUUUUCUUUUUUUGUACCAGAAACACACUCAACAUUGCUAAAUAGCACACACUCCUCAGGACAGUCCGAGGGCAAUGUGACCACUGGAUGUGGGGGCAGUUUUACAUGUAAGCCUGGUGUUGUUUUUCCCAUAUGGGAGCCUACAGACCCACCUUUUGGAGACAUGCUGGCCCGUGCCACAAUUUAUUUUGUGGGUAUGUGCUAUAUGUUUCUGGGUGUCUCUAUAAUCGCAGAUCGCUUCAUGGCAUCAAUUGAAGUCAUCACCUCACAAGAAAAGGAGAUCACAUUCAAGAAACCCAAUGGUGAAAUCUGUACCACCACUGUGCGAAUCUGGAAUGAAACUGUUUCCAACCUGACUCUCAUGGCACUGGGAUCUUCCGCACCAGAGAUCAUGCUCUCUGUGGUUGAGGUGUGUGGACAUGGCUUUGAUGCUGGAGAGCUGGGCCCCAAUACAAUUGUGGGUAGUGCAGCCUUCAAUAUGUUUGUCAUAAUUGGGCUGUGUGUGUCCGUCAUCCCAGAUGGAGACCACCGCAAGGUCAAGCACCUGCGGGUGUUUUUCGUCACUGCAUUCUGGAGUAUCUUUGCUUACACAUGGCUGUACCUUAUCCUCGCUGUCAUCUCCCCAGGUGUGGUGCAAGUGUGGGAAGGUUUGCUUACACUCUUUUUCUUCCCUAUUUGUGUGCUCUUUGCAUGGGUGGCUGAUCGCAGACUCCUGUGUUACCAUUAUGUGCCCAAACGCUAUCGUCUGGGCAAACGGAAGGGCGUGAUCAUUGAGACAGAGGGUGAGGCAGAGCUCCAGUCAAAAGCAGACAUAGAGAUGGAUGGACAGAUGUUAAACUCACAUGCAGAGGAAUACUUGGAUGGGAUUAUGGGUGCUGAAGAGAAAGAGAUGGACGAAGAAGAUGUCCGGAUGGAAAUGGCUCGGAUCCUGAAAGAGCUGAAACAGAAACAUCCUGAAAAGGAGAUGGAGCAACUCAUUGAGCUUGCAAACUACCAGGUCCUCUGUCAGCAGCAAAAGAGUCGAGCUUUCUAUCGCUGUCAAGCCACUAGGCUUAUGACUGGGGCAGGAAAUAUCCUGAAGAAGCAUGCAGCUGACCAGGCUAGAAAAGCUAUUGGACACCAUGAGAUGCGCUCUGUGGUGUCUGACAGCGAUCUCUCAUCAAAGAUUUUCUUUGAUCCCAGCACAUAUCAGUGUUUAGAGAACUGUGGUAAAGUGGCUCUUAAUCUAGUCCGAAGAGGUGGUGACUUGACAAGUACUGUGUCAGUGGACUACUGCACUGAAGAUGGCACAGCCAAUGCUGGGUCUGACUACCAGUUCACUGAAGGUACAGUCAUCUUCAGGCCAGGUGAAACAGAAAAGGAGAUCCGAAUUGAUAUCAUUGAUGAUGACAUCUUUGAAGAAGAUGAGCAUUUUCUGGUUCACCUCAGUAAUGUGCGAGUGAUUUCAGCAAGCUCAGAAGCAAUCUCAUAUUCAGACAUCAACCAUACAGAGACAUUAGCCGGCCUUGGUCUGCCCUCAACAGCUACGGUCACAAUCUUUGAUGAUGACCAUGCUGGAAUCUUUACAUUUGAGGAGCCACUGGUUAAUGUUAGUGAAAGCAUUGGCAUGAUGGAGGUGAAAGUUGUUCGUACUUCAGGUGCCCGUGGGGUAGUGGUGGUGCCCUACAAAACUAUAGAGGGCACAGCUAAAGGGGGUGGUGAAGAUUUUGAAGAUACACACGGAGUGCUGGAGUUCCAGAAUGAUGAAAUUGUCAAAACUUUUCAAAUCAAUAUAAUCGACGAUGAGGAGUAUGAAAAGAACAAGAACCUUUUCAUCGAACUUGGAGAGCCACAGAUAGUGGAGAUGAGUGAGAGAAAAGCUGUGCUUCUACAUGAGUGUGGUGGAUUUGUGAAGACAGAUAAAAAGCUUUAUGGCAGGGACAUCUACCGGAAAGUGCAGGGCCGAGAUAACCACAUCCCCUCCACCAUUAUCAACAUAGCAGAGAAAAGGGAUGAGAUGGCCAUGUCCAAGAAAGAAGAAGAAGAGCGACGUAUUGCAGAACUCGGGCAGCCCAUGCUAGGAGAGCACGUGAAACUGGAAGUGAUCAUAGAGGAGUCCUAUGAAUUUAAGAGCACAGUAGAUAAACUGAUAAAGAAAACCAACCUGGCCCUUAUAGUUGGCACGAACAGCUGGAGAGAGCAGUUUGCAGAGGCAAUUACUGUCAACUCGGGGGAUGAUGAUGAUGAAGAUGACAAUGGUGCAGAAAGCAAACUCCCCUCGUGUUUUGACUAUGUCAUGCACUUCCUCACCAUCUUCUGGAAGCUUCUUUUUGCCUUUGUGCCGCCCACUGAUUACUGGAAUGGCUGGGCAUGCUUCGUUGUGUCCAUUGUCAUGAUCGGGGUCCUCACAGCUGUCAUUGGUGAUCUGGCCUCUCACUUUGGCUGUACCGUUGGCCUGAAAGAUUCGGUGACAGCAGUGGUUUUUGUUGCCCUAGGAACCUCUGUACCAGAUACAUUUGCCAGUAAAGUUGCUGCAGUACAGGAUCAGUAUGCAGAUGCCUCCAUUGGCAACGUCACUGGGAGCAAUGCUGUCAAUGUCUUCCUGGGCAUUGGUGUUGCAUGGUCCAUUGCUGCCAUUUACCAUACAGCAAACGGGAAAGCAUUCUAUGUGGAUCCUGGAACACUGGCAUUCUCUGUCACACUAUUCACCAUCUUUGCCUUCGUUGCCAUUGCUGUCCUCAUGUACAGACGUCGACCUGAAAUUGGGGGGGAGCUUGGAGGCCCACGAUUACCCAAGAUACUCACCACCACCCUCUUCUUUAGCCUGUGGCUUAUGUAUAUUAUUUUCUCCUCUCUAGAGGCCUAUUGCAUCAUUAAGGGUUUCUGAAGCAGUCCACUGCAGAGAAAGGGAUGACGAUUGGGAUGAUAAGGACACAGGACAACAAUGUAACAAUAUGAAAAAUAUUGCAUAAUCAAUAUAGUAAUAUUGAUAUUAAUAAUAGACCUACUUUUUGAUUUUGUUGUUGUUCACAUUUGAAAUAUUGUUUUACUUACUACUGAUGUUGUUUAUGAGAUUUUGAUGGGGGAUGUUCUCAAAAUAGUAGAAGUCGUGGUAAUAUGCUUAGAAUAGUAUUAUAGAGGGUGUCUAGUGUUUCGAAAAUAUGACAACUAUUAUUAUCCACAGAUCCAAUACAGUAUCUGGGUAGGGUCCAUCAACAAGGAGGCUUCAGUUUAGAUGACAUUUUGUAGUGAAUUUAAUAGCUUGCCAAAAAACAUUAAAAACAAAUUGGUUAUUGA
Alosa alosa (allis shad) is the source of this 3463-nucleotide messenger RNA. It is a transcript of the gene slc8a1a, whose product is annotated as solute carrier family 8 member 1a. Bases 141 to 3053 code for a protein of 970 amino acids. Gene Ontology annotation, molecular function: calcium:sodium antiporter activity. Gene Ontology annotation, biological process: calcium ion import across plasma membrane; sodium ion transmembrane transport; cell communication. Gene Ontology annotation, cellular component: postsynapse; axon; sarcolemma. The transcript has 11 exons. The record is from RefSeq and is a predicted model, not a curated record. NCBI's taxonomy places the organism in Eukaryota, Metazoa, Chordata, Actinopteri, Clupeiformes, Clupeidae.